UCAUGGCGUCCUCCUUCACCCUCGGCUCCACGGUGCUCCGCAGGGCGCUGCACGGAGCUCUGAGCCUGCAGUGCCGGGCACAAGGAGCUCAUGCCGGGCUCAGGUUCCUCUGUAGUGCUGCUCCAGAAGAAAAGAAGACAGGAAUAAUAGAGUCUACGGAGGAAUACGUCUUCGUGGAGCGGCUCAUCCCGCUGUCACGGGUCCCUGCUCCACCUAAACAUGCCGGUCCCACUCCGUCUGGAUGGAUCCCUGCAGCGGACUCACCGCCGCCUCUGCCCUACAUGAUCCGCCGCUCCCGAAUGCACAACAUCCCGGUGUACACCGACCUGACCAGCAGCAACCGCAGAACCACGCUCGUACGGAAAGUGGAGGGGGACAUUUGGGCUCUGGAGAAGGACGUGAAGCAGUAUCUGAAGGAGGUGACGGGGACAGAGCUGCCCACCCAGGUCAAUGAGGUCACCAACACCCUGACGGUCAAAGGUCACUUCGAUAAGGAGCUGAAGGAAUGGUUGGCCGGUAAAGGCUUCUGAGCCCGGGGUGUAGAGGCUGCUGCAGGACCGCCACAGACCGAGCUCAGGUGGAGACAUGGAGAGGACACUGAGUACCUGCUGCCUACACUGAUACUCACUGUAGUGUAGUACCAUGAGGAAGAGGUUUGAUCCCUGCCACUUCAGUGAACUUUUCCCCACCAGAGAUAUGUUGAAUCAUAUUGUGUUUAAUGGUGUAUAUACUUGAGUGUAAUGAAUGUAACAUUAAAUGUCAAAGCGAUGCCCACUGCCUGCUGUUGUUAUUCCACUGAAUCCAGACAUGACACUGGCUUCCUAUGGAAUCUACACCUGUUAGAGAUUCUCCUACAGUUUGCCUUUUUUCUUUAUUGAAUUAAAUGCGUGGGGUAAACAUUUGUAUCAAUCCACGUGAUAUUUAAUUUAAUAUUGUUAAUGAAAAAAACAGCAGGGAGGCCGAUAACCAGAAUCCCAAAUUUGUACAUUUAUUCAGUCAAAAUAUUCACAUUUAGAUUUUGUGCAAAUAUAAAUUAGGGUGAAAAGGAGGAAUGUGAAACUCAGUUAUUCUCAUCCAAACCUGCCUAUUUGGAAUGGGCUGUUUGCUUGUCAUGUUGAAAUACUGAUUGAAGCUUUUUUUAAACUAAAUUAUUUGAGCCUGUAAAGCACUUAGUGACUUGUAAGUGAAUAGUGCCCUACAAAUAAAAAAUUCUUACUAAAAUGAAA
Pleuronectes platessa (European plaice) is the source of this 1226-nucleotide messenger RNA. RefSeq names its product mitochondrial ribosomal protein L49 (gene mrpl49). Gene Ontology annotation, molecular function: structural constituent of ribosome. The record is from RefSeq and is a predicted model, not a curated record. The transcript has a single exon. Gene Ontology annotation, cellular component: ribosome; mitochondrial large ribosomal subunit. Gene Ontology annotation, biological process: translation. Lineage: Eukaryota; Metazoa; Chordata; Actinopteri; Pleuronectiformes; Pleuronectidae. The coding region runs from base 3 to 530 and encodes 175 amino acids.